Molecule: messenger RNA, 1524 nt
Organism: Solenopsis invicta (red fire ant)
Lineage: Eukaryota; Metazoa; Arthropoda; Insecta; Hymenoptera; Formicidae
Product: inosine-uridine preferring nucleoside hydrolase
Exons: 6
Coding region: 185-1201 (338 amino acids)
Molecular function (GO): hydrolase activity, hydrolyzing N-glycosyl compounds
Source: RefSeq, a predicted model, not a curated record
UAAAUCGAGAAAGCAUAAUUCCGAUAAGACUCGAUGACUUUUAUCAUCGUGACAAACAAGAUGUUUUAUCAGUGGUAUUCGUAUAGUAACUCGCGCUUAUAAAUACGAGCGCGAGUCUCAUCUAAUUACAUUGGAAUGUGAUAACGUUGCCUAGUGUACCUCACGUGCGUUCUUGGUGGUAAGAAUGCUGUCAGCGACGAAAUCUGAGAUAGAUAUGCGCAAGGUGGAAGCCCCAAGGAACAUCAUCGUGGACUGCGACGCCGGUAUCGAUGACGCCCUGGCCCUGAUCAUUCUCUUGGCCGGUCACACAGACAAGAGGGUCAACAUUAAAGCCAUCACCUGUGUCAAUGGAAAUACCAAAGUGGACAAUGUCGUGAGAAACGUGUUCAGAACUCUGCACACAUGCAACUGCAUGGAUAUACCUGUUUAUCGAGGAGCGUAUUCACCUCUGUUGAUCAUGCCAAAUGCUAAGGAAACAGCAGAGGAGGAAUAUCAUGGAACUGAUGGAUUCGGAGACGCGUUCGUCGACGAUCCGGAUACGAGUAAGCUGCAGAAAGAGCACGCCGCGUUCGCUUUGCACAGAAUCACGUCGGAGGAUCCAGAUAACAUCUCCGUGAUCUGCUUGGGACCCCUGACAAACAUAGCGAUGGCUAUGAAACUGUAUCCAGAGUUUGCGAACAACGUGAAAGAAUUCUUCGUGAUGGGUGGAAAUUCAACUGCACAGGGCAACAUAACUUCACAGGCGGAGUUUAAUUUCUACGCAGACCCGGAAAGCGUGCACAUCGUGUUUAACAGCAACAGCAGCAAGCCUCUGUGGUUGUUACCGUGGGAAUCGUGCCUAGAAACCAAAGUUACACAUGAGUGGCGAAGUGAUGUACUAGGCACGAUAGACAAACCUUGCGUGCACAUGAUGAAUGCAAUUGAGGAAGGCAGACGCUCGCAAGCGAAGAAGCAUUUUCCUUAUUAUACCAUGUGCGAUGCUUUCCUAACCGCAAUCGUGAUGGUACCACACGUGGCCAAGAAUGUAGUCGCGUGGCACGCGGACAUCGAGCUGAGCGGCAACAGAACGCGGGGCCAAGUUGUCCUCGAUCAUCUGUUGUCAAACAAACCAAACGUGAAUUUGAUAAACAGUUUCGAUUCCGAGCUUUUUAAGAAGAUAUUAUUGGACGCGGUGAACACGAUUCACGAUUAUCGAAAAUAACGAAUAUAAUUGCACAAAAGGACGGAAUAUUCUAAGAAAAUGACAAGAGACAUAUAGGGAAGAGACUACAAAAUUUAUAUUUGAGGUCACAUUAAGGAAAGCAGAAUGGAUUUAAUGGUUUUUGUGCCUGAUUUUACAAAUAUACCAAUUAUUCAGGUAUGCGAUCACCAAUCCAAAAGAGAUGCCAAUAGAAGAUGAACUUUUUUAUUCUAAUUUCAUACUCAUCAAUGAUAUUUGAUCAUAUAUAGUUUAAGAUAUCACAACAAAUUUAUCCAAGUAUUAUUAUAAAAUUUGUUUUAGAAAAAUAUAUGUAUUUUAUAAUA